This is a messenger RNA of Equus caballus (horse), 7221 nucleotides long. RefSeq names its product beta-1,4-galactosyltransferase 6 (gene B4GALT6). Lineage: Eukaryota; Metazoa; Chordata; Mammalia; Perissodactyla; Equidae. Gene Ontology annotation, cellular component: Golgi apparatus. The record is from RefSeq and is a predicted model, not a curated record. Gene Ontology annotation, molecular function: UDP-galactose:glucosylceramide beta-1,4-galactosyltransferase activity. Gene Ontology annotation, biological process: carbohydrate metabolic process.
UUUCCUCCUUCCCGCUCGGGCCCUCUCCCCCAGCGCCUCCCCGCGUGGACCCCGCUGCAGUCUUGGGGUUGUUAGCCCAUUCAUGGAAGUUUAGGGCCUGGACGCUGCCCCCGAGGCCGGCCUGAGCGCGCAGCCCGAGCUGCUGGCCGGGAAGAGGAAGAUGUCCGUGCUCAGGCGGAUGAUGCGGGUCUCCAAUCGCUCCCUCCUCGCCUUCAUCUUCUUCUUCUCCCUCUCCUCGUCUUGUCUCUACUUCAUCUAUGUGGCUCCGGGCAUCGCCAACACAUAUCUCUUUAUGGUACAAGCUCGAGGAAUAAUGUUGAAAGAAAAUGUGAAGACAAUAGGACAUAUGAUCAGGCUGUACACAAAUAAAAAUUCUACACUCAAUGGUACAGAUUAUCCUGAAGGCAAUAAUUCAAGUGAUUAUCUUGUUCAAACAACAACAUAUCUUCCGGAAAACUUCACAUACUCACCAUAUCUCCCCUGCCCAGAAAAACUGCCUUACAUGAGAGGAUUUCUUAAUGUCAAUGUAAGUGAAGUCAGUUUUGAUGAAAUUCAUCAACUUUUCUCCAAGGAUUUAGAUAUUGAGCCAGGAGGUCACUGGAGACCUAAAGACUGUAAACCCAGAUGGAAGGUGGCAGUUCUCAUUCCUUUCCGUAAUCGCCAUGAACAUCUUCCAAUUUUUUUCUUGCACCUGAUCCCAAUGCUCCAGAAACAGCGGCUGGAAUUUGCCUUUUAUGUCAUUGAACAGACUGGCACACAACCUUUUAACCGUGCAAUGCUCUUCAAUGUGGGCUUCAAAGAGGCCAUGAAAGACAGCUUCUGGGACUGUGUAAUUUUCCAUGAUGUGGAUCAUCUGCCCGAAAAUGACAGAAACUAUUACGGAUGUGGAGAAAUGCCACGUCAUUUUGCAGCAAAGCUGGAUAAAUACAUGUAUAUUCUUCCAUAUAAAGAGUUUUUUGGUGGUGUAAGUGGACUGACAGUGGAGCAAUUUCAGAAGAUCAAUGGUUUUCCUAAUGCCUUCUGGGGAUGGGGAGGAGAAGAUGAUGACCUUUGGAAUAGAGUUCACUAUGCUGGAUAUAAUGUAACAAGACCUGAGGGAGACUUAGGGAAAUACAAGUCUAUUCCUCAUCAUCAUCGAGGUGAAGUCCAGUUUUUAGGACGAUAUCAAGUAGUAUUGAAGAUCUUUAAGGCAAAAGUCAGGUCUCAAAGAUACCAGGGACUAGAUUUGUAUUUGGGACUAGACUGUGCGAUCUUGACUUUUAUCAACUUAAAUUAUUUGCAUAAUUAAUUGUAAGUAUUAUUGAUUUUUAUACAUAGUAUGAGCUACUGGGAUAUUGUCACUACAUAUCACAAAUAAAGCCAGUCAUUAAAGCAUAAUCAUUUAAUCAUUUAAAUCAUUCAGAGCCGUAAAAUUGAGUUGGUUUGGUCUGCUCCAGGUUCCUACCUAUGGUAUUAAUGUGUCUCUGAUGAAACAUGCCUACUCAAUUUAAUGAUCUCAUAUAUUUUUUUGUGCUGUCUUUAAACAUGUAUUUAAGGUUAUGGAGAUAUUCUGGACCAAAAUUGUUUGAUUUGAGAAGGCUGUUCUUAAGGAGCAUGUACUGUAUUGUUCUUGAUUUAAGUGACUGCAGAAAAGAUAGCAAUAUGUCCCUCAACUCUACUAGAAUUAGAAGAAAAAUACAUAGGUUGAAUAAUGAAACUUGAAUCUUAGCACAUUCCCAUAACAUAUUGGUGGACCUGAAUUCCAUUGCUAAUUUAAUCUUCCCAAUUCCAUCAGUUUAAGUUUGUGCUCUGGAGGAUCUCUGAGAGGUAUCAGACAUUACCUGCCCUCAAGGAGUUUACUGUCUUCUGCGUGUAAAACUGACAUAGUGGAAACAACUGGAAACCUGCCUACCCUCAGAUGAGAUGCUCAGUUGUGUCCUCUGCAGACACGGUUUUACAUUUCGCUAAUGCAAUCUUAGGUCAAUAGAGAGCUUUGUAGGGUCAGCUUUUCUCCAGGCCCAGAGUAUUUCUCAGCUGUAAGUGUUAUACUUCAGAAGGCUGAUUGAGGUAAUCACUCUGCUGCGACAGACCUUGAGGAUUUGCAGUUAAUUUACAGGAGGGCUGUGUGGAAGGUGGUGGUUAUAAGCAAAGACUCUGGAAUCAGACUGAUGUGAGUUUGAAUUCAGGGAUUCCCUAUCAUUAGCUGUGAAAUUUUAGCAAAUUUUUAAACCUCUGUGGUUCUCAGUUUCCUGAUCUCCCAAUUGAGGAUGAUAGGAACUACCCGAGGGUCGUUGAAAUGAUGAAAUAAGCUAAUCCUAAUAAGAGCACUGAGCCCAGUGCCUGACACACUGAGCAAAAACUUAGAUAAAGUCAGUUUUCAGCUUUAGAGUAACAAGCUUUUUUCCAUGCAAAUUGUCCUGGAUCAUAUUUAAAGAAGAUACUGCAUUCUUUAAUUCUACUGGGAAUUGGAGUUGCUGAUUCCACUAUCCCUGAUAAUGUAUGUAAACAAUUAGCAAAACUGGCAAAAGUGCACAAUAAAAUUUGACAGUAACAGUCUUGAGAAGUGUAGCAAAUGGGGCUCAGGUUCUGUUUCCCUGAGGGGUGUGCGGCUUCAGGUGGAUGACGUGGAAAGCAUCUUGUACUCGGCUCCUGGAAGGCCUUCUGUCACCCCUGCCUGCUCUCAGCCUUACGGCCAGAGACGUAAAUGUCCACAUGGGCCUGGGAUCCUGCUUUUUGUCUCCGACCUUGGCUUUGGGGUUUGGCUUUUUUACCUAUACUCUUCUCAGUUUCCUUGGAAGACACUUCUUCCUCUGCCUUCCGUUCUUCCCCUCUUCGAGGACUGCUUUCUAGCCCUGUCCAGUAGAAUAUUCUACGAUGAUGGAAGUGUUCUAAGACUAUCCUAUCCAACAUGGUAGUCACUAGUUAUGUGUGGCUAUUAAGCAUUUGAAAUGUGAAUAGUGCUAGUAAGGAACUGGAUUUUUAAUUUCGUUCACUUUUUAAUAAAUUUAAAUAGCCAUGUACAGCAGGUGAUCUUCUGUACUGCAAAGCUUUAUUUAACUGCGUGGUCUCCCCCAGUGUAUGUAGGAGACUCGCAGGCCGUAUGUCCAGCUCAGAAUUCUUAGUUCCUGAUCCACUUUAUCCACUUAUCUCCACCUCCUUGUCCACAGAAACUUAACACUCAGCAUGUCUUAAGCUGAAUUUAUCGUAUCCCCCCAAACCUAGUCUUUCUCUUCUUUUACCAUCCAUGUAGUAACUCAAGGACCAAUCUGUGAGUCAUCAUCCCUCUUUCUAGUCUGUACUGUCAACAUUAACUCCACCUCUUAAGUCUCUCUCCAAUCCAUCUGGUCUUCUGUCUCCACAGCUACCUGCAUCCUCCCCAGGCUUUUCUUUCUACAAAGGUAUGUUGUCUUCUUUGAAUCUGUCUUCCACAUUCCCACAGAAAUUGUCUUUUGAAAUAUUCCUUUGCUUAAAAUCUUUCAGUGGCUCCCCAUUGCCUACAGGAUAAGGUGCACAUAUUUCUGCUUCUCAUACCAGGUCCUUAAUGAUCUGACUUCUGCUUGCCUCUCCAGGACCACCACCUCACCUCUCAUUCCUAUUGCACCUUAUGCCCUUAUAAUUCUCUGGCUGCCUGUAAACUACUUCCAGUGGCCAGCAUCAUGCCCCUUUGCCUUUGCGCACCAUCCUUUCUACCCUCAUUCACCAGAGGAUCUACUUCAUAUCUCUUAAGACUCAUCAAGCUCCUGUGGAAGCCUUCUCAGGCCAACCCAAGUAAAAUUUGCCACUCACUCCCUUGUACUCCACCCCUACAGUACAUAACCCCUGUUAAAGCAUGUCUUACACUCUCACAUUUAUUUAUUUACACAUUUGCUUUUUCUAAGACUGUUAGCUCUUUGAGAGCAGUGGUCUGCAUCAUUCAUUUUUGUACUCGCAGCAUCUAGCACAGUGCUCAACACAUGAGUGACUUUGUCAGAGGAACUCUAUUUGCCGUCUAAUAGGGCGGAACACUCCACGGCGUUCUCAAUUGCUGUUCCAUUAAUACAUGUGUCAUACCUACUUACUGAACUGUGUUAAGUAGGAUCAGUGCCUUAAUUAUGACCAUUAAGGGCCAUCAUCAAAAUGGGUUUUGACCCACCUACAAAUAUGUCUGAAUAGAGUGCCAGGCUCAUCUUUUUACUCAACAUAUUUUUAAAAUUGAAAAAUAUUUACUAAACUAAAUAAUUAAUAUAGUUUAUACAGGAAUAAACAAUAGUAAAGAAUUCACUGCCAAAAUAUUAAAUUUAAAAAAAAGUCAAGCAUGGAAAGUGAAAGUCACUCCACAAACUAAAUGUUGUCGCAAGACACUAAUGUGACAAUGAAAGAGUUCCAGAGCAGAUGCUGAAAACAGCGUUUUGACUUAUCAAAGAGAAGGUAUUAAUUUACAUCUGAGGUAGUUUUUAAAAUAUAACUAGCUCAUUUCCAAGAAUUAUCCUGACUUUCUUUUAAACAGGCCUCCCUCCCUUUCUUCCCUCGCUUAACCUGCUCUUUUCCUUUCUUCUCUCCACCACCGUUGUUAGAAUCAGAAAAAAUCCUGAUGGCUAUUAAUUUCCCUGGAGUCUUUAUGAAAUGCUGUGAGUGCUUUUGUUCGGGCAGAAGAGGGUCACUAUGGAAACCAGACUCCUUCAUUAUUCUCUUAUCCCUUGACCUCGUCUAAGUGUCAUUUUGCAUAGGAUAAUUAUGCAGUAUUUCAACCUGGCUAGCAACUUCUGGCAGCGUUGUCUCCCAUCUCUCCCACCUCAGUAUUUUUUGGCGUUUAUUAAGCACCUGCUGUGUCUCGAGCACUGUGCUGUGCUGGGAGCAUGAGGAUGAAUAACACAGUUCCUUCCCCCACCUAGGCUAUAGCCAACUAAGGGAGAUGCUUUCCUAGGGCUUCUCAAGGGGCCAACCCCUUUUCCCUCUAAAUAUUUUAUAACCUACUUGGAAACCCAAUAGAAAAAUGGGCAAAAUCUCCAAUAGGCCACAUAAGAAGAGAGCAGUUCACACAGAGUUCCACCCACAGGGGCUGUCGGGGAGGGCAUCUCCUGUUCCUGCAGAGGGGGUGGGGUUGGGGGGAGAACCGGUUCCACCCACCUCUGCUGCCCAUGGGGUUGGGGCCUGCCCUGGCUUUUAUCAGGGUGUCCUGGAGAAUAGCCAACUGUGAUUCACCUGCCUGCUGUCCUGUGCUGUCCUGGGUCUAAGGCUACAGAGAGCAGGCUUUUCUUGGGAGGCGGUUUUUUUUUUUCUUUUGAUCUGCUCCUAUCAGCAUUUCUGGUUCGCAGCUGUCUCUAGCACCCAGGCUGGGAUACUUAGGGCCUGAGAAGAGAACUCUGGGAACUCAGCUGGGGUGUUCCUCGAGUCUGGGUCUCCUUGGGCAGUUCACCUUUACUCACUUCUCAGAGUCUGCUGGUAGGGUGUGUUUGUUGUUGUUGUUUGGUCAUUAGUGGGAGAAGAAAAUGGAAUGUGUUUACCCCAUCUUGUCCAACUCACAUAAAAAUGUGAUCUAAAAAGGAAAAUAAGGAAGUGUUCUGUAUCUGGACUAUGUCAAUGUCAAUAUGGUGGUUGUGAAGUCGCACUAUAACUUUGGAAGGUGUAACUGGGGAGGAGGACUGUGGAAAGGGUACGAGGGAUCUCUCCAUAUUAUUUCUUACAAGUGCAUGUGAGCCUCCAAUUACCUCAAACUAAAAACUUCAAUUAAAAAAGAGGUAAAGGGUCCUACGUGAAAGAUGAUCAGUUCCACUCACAAUAAGAGAGAUGCAGAUUAAAACUAUAUCGAAGUGCCAAUUCUGACCUAUCAGAUUGGCCAAAAUCCAAAAGUUUCACCAACACUAUUGGUGAGGCUGUAGAGAACCAGCUGCUCUCGUACAUAGGAUGCAAAAUGUCACAACCCCUCUGGAAGGGAAUUUAGCAAUAUCCAGCAAAAUUACUAAAGCAUUUACUCUUUGUCCCAGAAAUCUUUUUUUGGGUGUCUAUCCUAAAGACACAUCUGUAUAGAGAUGAAGCAACAUAUGUACUCGUUUAUUCCUGGAGGUGUGUAGCUUAGAGUAGCACAAGAUCGGAAGCACCCGAGCGUCUGUGUAGAGGGCGCUGGUUGAAUCGGCCCUGGUCACCCACACACUGGAGCACUCUGCAGCCACGUAAAACGGGGGCACAAAUUCUGUGUUCUGAUAUGGAUGUGUUUCCAGGCUGACAGUGUCCUGUGGGAAAAAAUAAGGUUCACACACUAUAUUAAAUGCUGCAUUUUGUGAAUGAAAGAAGAGAAAAUAAAAAUGUAUGCAUGUAUUUGUUACUUUGUACAAAAGAGCGACUAGCAGGACAAACCAGAAACUAGUAAAAAUGGUGAUGUGGUGGGGAGGGUGGCAGAGGGGUGGAAGGCACAGGGAUGGCAGUGAGACUGGUUCUUUAUGAUUUUAUAUGGUUAGGAACUGGAACCUUGUCAAUGUUUUUACAUAAUCAAAAAGUGAAAUUUAGAAACAAACCCUAAAAUCAAUCUUAAACAAGCAAAUUUUCAAAAUUAUUUGGACAAAGGAGAACAAAUGUUUAGUGAGUUUGUUCUUCAUUAACUAAUGAUUAACCUUAGCAAGUAUGAAGAAAGUGAUUCCUCUUUGCUCCUUGUUCUUGCUGCAUUAUGUAAAUGUCACUAAUGCCAUAUCUGCAUGUUCUGCUGGGUCUUUUUCCUUCCUAUUUUCACUGUGCAUUUUUCUUUUUUGUACACAAUUUGCUUUGUAUUGUUAAUGUGGGGAAGGUAAUAACUACCCUUUCAUGGACAUAUCAGUGGGUUUGGCAGCCCUGCCCAUGGUCCUUUCCCAGAGAACCUGCUUUAACCACCUCCUCAAAGGAGGAGUUCCCACACCUUGUAGCUUUCCUGGCCACAGCUCGCUGGAGGAGGGGUAGAGCCUGGCCCAGAGAGAAGGCAACGAUGGUCAGGCUAAGCCUGCCAGAUUCUUAGCAAUUUGAAGAAACACAGGGACUGAGGCAGUUAAUUUGGGGGCCAGGGGGCUGAGCCCAAAUUUCCGUCCUUGUGAUUAAGUGAGCAGAGAAGCUGGUUUGCAAAGAGAAUGAAGAGGAUUCAUAUUGGGAAUCAUGCAGCCCGGAGACAGAAAAAUGUGGUUACUUCAGUUCCUGAUGGCUUUCCAGAGCCAGCCCCUGGUGAGGCCCAGAUGUGUCCGUUCCAUUUCUGUUCUGUGAGAUACGUAUGAAUCCUUAAAUAAAUCUUUGUUGUUCAAGUUA